GUACACGUGGGGUGAAGACAUGCUGAAGUGUUUACUUCGUUCAAUAGCAAUUGAAUCACCUAAAUUUUUAUAAAUACGUAUCAGUGACAUGUGAAAAUGUCGAGGCUCAUUGUGAAGAAUUUACCCCCCAGUGUUAAUGACACUAAAUUGAAAGAAAUAUUCAGUGAAAAAGGAAUUGUCACUGAUGUUCAGCUAAAAUAUACGAAGGAUGGAAAAUUUCGUAGAUUUGGCUUUGUGGGUUUCAAAACUGAGGAGCAGGCACAGGCUGCCUUAAAUUUUUUUCAUAAAACUUGCAUUGACACUGCGAGAAUUACUGUUGAACUCUGUGCCGGAUUGGGAGAUGCCUCGAAGCCAAAAUCAUGGAGCAAAUAUGCUCAAGAUAGUACAGCCCACAAGAACCUGACGAAAUCGGAAGAAAAAUCUCAAAAACCCGAAGAAAAGCCCCUAAAGAAAGAAAAACCCAUAAAGCAAGACGACGAGAUAAAGUCUCUCCUAGAAAAACACAAGGAUGAUCCCCUCUUCGCUGAAUUUAUGGAGACACAUGGAGCUGAUGGUUCUAAAAUCUGGGGAAAUGACACAGAAAAAUCCGCAAUUGAUUCUCAAGAACACCAAGAUCCUUCAGAAGAUGAAAAUUCAGAAGAUGAGGAAGAUUCCAGCGACGAUUUGGAGGAAAAAUCCCCAAAAAUUGCCGAUAAAAAGCUCUCUGAUCUCGAGUACAUGGAAUCCCUCAAGAAAAAAUCUGAUGUCUCGACCCCUAAGUCUAAGGACUGUCCAAAGAGCUUGGAGCAACCUUCGACUAAAUUCUACACUGUAAAGUUGAAAGGUCUUGGCUACAACCACAAGAAGAAACACAUAAAACAAUUUUUCAAUCCGUUGAAAGCAAAAUCCAUUCGAGUUCCUCAGAAAAUCAAGGGAAUUGCUUACGUAGGUUUUGCUACUGAGAAACAACGUAACCAGGCAUUGAACAAAGACAAGAGCUUCCUGGAGGGUAAGAGGAUAUUCAUAACAAAAUACGAGGAUGAUAAGAAAAGUGAAUCGAGUGGAGUGAGUUCCAUUGAUGGAAAAGCAGAGCCCAAAUGGAAGAAACAGGAAGAAGCCCUCAAGGAUGAGGAGGCUAUCGCAGAGUCCGGGAGAAUGUUCGUGAGGAACUUAUCGUACUCGACUACUGAAGAUGAUCUGAGAAAGGUCUUCGAGAAAUAUGGACAGAUCACAGAGGUAAAUCUACCAGUGGAUAAAGUCACCAGAAAAUUGAAAGGCUUUGGAACAGUGACGUUCAUGAUGCCGGAACAUGCAGCAAAAGCUUACUCGGAGCUCGAUGGAUCGAUCUUGAAUGGUAGAAUGCUCCACCUACUUCCCGGUAAAUCGAAAACCUCGAUAACGGACCUCCUGCAGACUCCCGGUUUGACGUUCAAAGAGAAGAAAGAACUGGAAAGAAAAGCGACCGCAAAUUCCUCCCACAACUGGAACACCCUCUUCCUGGGUCAGAAUACCGUGGUUGAGGCCAUAGCCUCUACCUACAAUACAACCAAGGAUAAAGUCCUGGAGGAUGGAGGGAAAGGUACAAGUGUGGCAGUUCGCUUGGCCCUUGGGGAGACCCAGCUCGUCGCAGAAACUCGUAAAUUCCUCGAGGAAAACGGAGUCCAACUGGAUGCCUUUAAUCAGGCAUCAGACAAGCGCUCUAAGACGAUUAUUCUAGUGAAGAAUCUUCCUCCAGGGACCAAAGCCUAUGAAUUGAGGGAGAAAUUCCAAGUUCAUGGGGAGGUAGGACGUGUGGUGAUGCCUCCCUCAGGGGUCACUGCUCUUAUCGAGUUCCUUGAGCCUUCGGAGGCUCGCAAGGCCUUCACCAGAUUAGCAUACACUAAAUUCAAACAUAUUCCGUUGUAUUUGGAGUGGGCACCUGACAACAGUCUGAUUCCUCGUGUGAAAAAUGAGAAAAAUAGGAAAGAGCUGGAGAACAAUGAAGCGAAGGAUGAGAAAAACGAGCCAAAGGUAGCGAAUAAAGAAGAGAAUGAAGACGAUGAAGAGGAUGAGGAGGAGCCAGAGCCUGAUACAACCCUUUUCGUUAAAAAUUUGAAUUUCUCAACCGACGAAGAGACUCUCAAUAAAUAUUUCAGCAAAUGUGGAAGACUGCAUUAUGCCACAAUCACCACGAAAAAGGAUUCCAAUAAUCCUGGCCAAAAACUCUCGAUGGGGUAUGGGUUUGUCAGGUAUAAAUUCAAGUCUGAUGCUGAUAGAGCUCUUAAAGAACUACAAUCAACGACUCUCGAUGGAAAAACACUGGAGUUAAAACGAUCGGAGAGGACACUCAAUUCCGAUGUCUCGACGACCAAGAAAACGAGCCAGAUGGGGAAUCAGACUGGAACCAAGAUUUUGAUUAAAAAUAUACCUUUUCAAGCGAAUGCUGAUGAAAUUACUGAAUUAUUCAAAGCUUUUGGGGAACUGAAAGCUGUGAGAUUGCCCAAAAAACUUGUGGGGCAGGAAAAACAUCGAGGCUUUGGAUUUGUUGAAUAUUAUACGAAGAGUGAUUCUAAGAGAGCCUUCAAAGCACUGUGCCAAAGUACUCAUUUGUAUGGCAGAAGAUUGGUACUGGAAUGGGCGCAGACAAUGGAAGACGUGGACGAUAUUAGAAAGCGAACAGCAAAACAUUUUCACCAAGAGCCACCGAGUAAGAGGAGUAAAAAAGCAACACUGGAUCCUGAGUCAGUGGGUUUAGAUGCUGAAUAAAAAUAUAUCUAUAGAAAUAUUCAUACUGUAAAUAAAAUGACAUUUACAUCAAUUGACUAAUGGAUUAUUAAUGCAUCGAGGAAUCUUAAUAGAUUAAUAAAUUGUUUUUGAAAGUAAAA
Molecule: messenger RNA, 2843 nt
Organism: Diachasmimorpha longicaudata
Lineage: Eukaryota; Metazoa; Arthropoda; Insecta; Hymenoptera; Braconidae
Product: probable RNA-binding protein 19
Exons: 8
Coding region: 97-2724 (875 amino acids)
Molecular function (GO): mRNA binding
Source: RefSeq, a predicted model, not a curated record